CUCAUUACGGCCAUGGUUGAGCAGUGGAGACCGAAGACACAUACCUUCCAUCUUCGCACCGGUGAGGCCACGAUUACACUUCAGGAUGUGGAGGUCCUCUUUGGAUUGCGGGUAGAUGGAGAGCCAUUAUACACUCGGUACGAGCCUCCUCCUGGUAGGACAUGGGUGACGGAGUUGACUAGGCUCACCCACUUCGUGCCUGAUGCCGCGGCCCAGAUCUCGGGACAAAGUCGGGUUCAGAUUAGUGCACUCUGCACUUAUUUGGAAGGUCUGGAUCCCGUUAUGGACGACACCCAGCAGGACGUUGUUGAUCGUCAUGCCCGUUUGUACCUGCUUAUUAUAUUCGGGGGCAUCUUGUUCCCGAACUCAUCGGGUGCCUUUGUCAGUUUACGUUAUUUGGUUUUCUUGGAGCAUCUGGACCGCUUGGGAGACUACAGCUGGGGCGGUGCUGUUUUGGCGUAUCUUUACAGAUGCCUAUGCCGAGCGUCUAUUGGUGCUGUCAGCGAUGUGUGUGGAUUUUUUGCUCUUCUCCAGUUAUGGGCGUGGGAGAGGAUGCUGCCUUUUCAGCCCGUACCUAGGCAUCACCUCGAGAUUGACAUGCCUUAUGCGAGGAGGUGGACAACGGGUUUUGACCGGGAUGUGGAUACGCACCACAGUAUUCUUCCAUUCCGGGACCAGCUUGAUCACAUGACGGACGAUGCGGUAAAACUAUUUAACUUUACAUUAUUAAUUUAAUUAAACGUCUUUUCUACUUGGUGAUCACUGAUUUGUAUUUAUAUGUUAUGCAACUAUUUAUAUGGACGCCGUACGCUGCUAUAUUAGAUGGUUUGCCGGCCUUUUGUAGGGCAGGUCAGA
Messenger RNA from Lycium ferocissimum, 855 nucleotides. RefSeq names its product protein MAIN-LIKE 1-like. Gene Ontology annotation, biological process: meristem maintenance; meristem development. NCBI's taxonomy places the organism in Eukaryota, Viridiplantae, Streptophyta, Magnoliopsida, Solanales, Solanaceae. The transcript is spliced from 2 exons. Bases 13 to 735 code for a protein of 240 amino acids. The record is from RefSeq and is a predicted model, not a curated record.